AUGGAUCGAGACGGUCGCGAGGAUGGCGGCUUCAAUGCCAAGCGGCGCAAGCUCAACUUCAAUCCUCUCCGAUCCGACGAUCGCUUCGGCGACCUGCCCUCGCGCAACGGCCCAUCCUCCCGUGCUCAUAGUCGAGUGGCCACAGGACCAAACUCGAGAAGCUCGACACCACGAGGCCACCAUGGCUAUGCUAGCACGCCCCAGCCACACCAGCAGGAGUUCGACGGGCCAGAGCCCGGUGUUGACCAGGAAGAUGUCAAUGCGCUGGACCGCGACUGGUACGCCGGCGACGAGUUUGGCCACACGUUUGGAGACGACUCGCAUAACCCGUUCGGGGCGUACGAUAGCUCCUGGGCGGAGAAAGAGGAGCGGGAGAAGGCUCUGGUCGAGAAGAAAGCCGGCCGCUUCGACCGCAUGAGCGCACGGGCGAUUCAGAAACAGAAGGACGUAGAUGCCUGGGAGACAAACCGGAUGUUGACGUCUGGUGUUGCACAGAGAAGAUUCGAAGAUGACUUUGAAGACGACGAGGAGGCGACCCGAGUGCAUCUUCUGGUUCACGACCUUCGCCCACCCUUUCUGGACGGACGCACGAUCUUCACGAAGCAGCUGGAUCCUGUUCCCGCUGUCCGGGACUACCAGAGUGAUAUGGCUGUGUUCAGUCGGAAAGGCAGCAAGGUUGUUCGAGAGCGUCGCCAGCAACGAGAACGGCAGAAACAAGCACAAGAAGCUACGAACAUGGCUGGCACUGCACUGGGCAACAUCAUGGGAGUCAAGAACCAGGACGAAGAAGGCGACAGUGCACUUCCCGUCCCAGGCGAGGAUGAGGAUGGCGGGAAAGGGCAGAGCACGAACAAGUUCGCAGAACACAUGAAGAAGAAUGAGGGCGCGAGUAAUUUCAGCCAAAGCAAAACACUCAGGGAGCAGCGGGAAUUCUUGCCUGCUUUUGCUGUGCGAGAAGACUUGCUAAGGGUCAUAAGAGACAACCAAGUCGUCAUCGUAGUUGGCGAGACAGGUUCUGGAAAAACAACGCAGCUGACCCAGUUCCUGCAUGAAGAUGGCUAUGGCAAGAUUGGCAUGAUAGGCUGCACUCAGCCGCGAAGAGUUGCUGCCAUGAGUGUUGCCAAGCGUGUCAGUGAGGAAAUGGAAGUUAAAUUGGGCAGCACCGUUGGCUAUGCCAUUCGUUUUGAAGACUGCACGAGCAAGGAGACUGUCAUCAAGUAUAUGACUGAUGGUGUUCUGCUUCGAGAAUCUCUGAAUGAGCCCGAUCUAGAUCGUUACUCCUGCGUUAUCAUGGAUGAGGCUCACGAGAGAGCGUUGAACACGGACGUCUUGAUGGGACUCUUCAAGAAGAUACUCCAGAGGCGGAGGGACCUUAAGCUGAUCGUCACCUCCGCGACCAUGAACUCCAAGCGAUUCUCGGAUUUUUAUGGAGGGGCACCAGAGUUUAUUAUUCCAGGAAGAACCUUCCCAGUCGAUGUAAUGUUUCACAGAUCUCCUGUGGAGGACUACGUGGACCAGGCCGUUCAACAAGUACUCGCCAUACACGUUUCCAUGGGCCAAGGAGACAUCCUAGUCUUCAUGACCGGUCAGGAGGAUAUUGAGGUGACCUGCGAGCUCAUACGUGAGCGGCUGGAUGCUCUGAAUGAUCCCCCAAAGCUCAGUAUCCUACCUAUCUACAGUCAAAUGCCUGCGGACUUGCAAGCAAAGAUCUUUGACCGCGCAGCACCGGGUGUUCGCAAAUGUAUUGUUGCCACCAACAUCGCAGAGACUAGUUUAACGGUUGACGGCAUCAUGUAUGUCGUGGACGCUGGUUAUUCGAAACUCAAAGUCUACAACCCGAGAAUGGGAAUGGACACACUUCAAAUCACCCCUAUAUCGCAGGCGAAUUCCUCACAGCGGUCAGGACGAGCUGGCAGAACCGGUCCUGGCAAGGCUUUCAGACUGUACACUGAGAAAGCGUUCAAGGAUGAACUCUAUAUUCAGACCAUCCCUGAAAUUCAGCGAACAAAUCUAGCAAACACGGUGCUUCUGCUAAAGUCCCUCGGUGUGAGGGACCUGCUAGACUUCGACUUCAUGGAUCCUCCCCCUCAAGACACGAUCACAACUUCGCUUUUCGACUUGUGGGCGCUUGGCGCUCUUGAUAAUUUGGGCGAAUUGACGGAUUUGGGAGGAAAGAUGAACGCCUUCCCUAUGGAUCCACCUCUUGCCAAGCUUCUCAUCAUGUCAGAAGAGUAUGGCUGUAGCGAGGAGAUGGUGACAAUUGUCUCCAUGCUUUCUGUUCCUAACGUUUUCUACAGACCGAAGGAAAGGCAAGAGGAGUCAGAUGCCGCACGCGAGAAAUUCUUUGUGCCGGAGUCGGACCAUUUGACGUACCUCCACGUCUACUCGCAGUGGAAAGCAAACGGGUACUCCGACAGCUGGUGCAUACGCCACUUCCUUCACUCCAAGUCACUACGACGGGCUAAGGAAGUGCGUGAGCAGUUGUUGGAUAUCAUGAGGAUGCAGAAAAUGGAGAUGGUUAGCUGCGGAACAGACUGGGACAUUAUUCGCAAAUGUAUCUGCUCUGGCUACUAUCACCAAGCUGCAAAGGUCAAGGGUAUUGGCGAAUACAUCAACCUACGAACCAGCGUCACAGUUCAGUUACAUCCCACCAGCGCUCUGUAUGGCCUGGGGUUUCUACCAGACUACGUCGUUUACCACGAACUUAUUCUCACCUCCAAGGAGUACAUGUCAACUGUGACAUCUGUUGAUCCUCAUUGGCUAGCCGAGCUCGGUGGCGUCUUCUACUCCGUUAAGGAGAAGGGAUACUCGGCACGAGAUAAGCGAGUCACAGAAACAGAGUUUAACAGGAAGAUGGAGAUCGAGGCUAAGAUGGCCGAAGACAAGCGACGCGACGAAGAGCGCCAGAAAGCAGAGGAGGAGAAGAUGAUCAAGAAAGCUGCUCCUGUGAAUAGGGCUAAGAAGAUCGUUACUUCAGGUGCGGUAAAGAAACCCCUUGUCAAGAGGCGCGGGCGAGGCUUUUGA
This is a messenger RNA of Phaeoacremonium minimum UCRPA7, 3024 nucleotides long. Its product is annotated as putative pre-mrna-splicing factor atp-dependent rna helicase prp16 protein. Bases 1 to 3024 code for a protein of 1007 amino acids. Gene Ontology annotation, cellular component: intracellular anatomical structure; spliceosomal complex. The record is from RefSeq and is a predicted model, not a curated record. NCBI's taxonomy places the organism in Eukaryota, Fungi, Ascomycota, Sordariomycetes, Togniniales, Togniniaceae. The transcript has a single exon. Gene Ontology annotation, molecular function: RNA binding; ATP binding. Gene Ontology annotation, biological process: mRNA splicing, via spliceosome.